UUAGUGUCACAGAUAUUGAAUAUUACUAUGAAGAAAAUGACGAUAGGGAUACCAUGACAGAAGAACAAAAGGUUCAAAUGAGAGAGGGAAAGAGAAAAGUUAGAGCAAUUAUCGGUCAGCAAGAAAAUAUUACAGAUAAAGAAAUUGAAGACACCUUGUGGGACUAUUAUUUCGAUACCGAGGAAACUAUUGUUCACUUACUAGAAAAGCAUCAGGCACAAAAACGAAGAAGGGAAGCUGCUUCAAAUAAAGAUUCAAGAGCAGAUCAUAAUGAUCAUUCCUUGAAUGACGGAUUUCUUCGUCCUAUAAGUAUUGGCGCAGACGUUAAAGUUCAUGAUUCUUCACUAAACAAAAAUGUUGCGACAUCAACCGGUUACAUGAAUGCCAACUGCAUAACACAGAAAGACAUUUGGUACGGGCACAAAGUUUGGUGGAGUAAUUUUGUAAACGUCAUAUCGGAAGAGACUACCAUAGUCAGAUUAAAUACAAGUAACAUCCAUAGUGGGGGAUUAUUGGGUGGUGCAGAUUCAGAGGAACAGAAUUCUUCUCAACCUGGAUUUUCUAAUUUGAGAAGAAAAUUGGCAUCUGACGGCCCUUCAUCAGAAGAAAAUUUAUUGAACACGAAGUUAUCUUUGAGUGCUAAUAUUGGAAUUCAGGAUUCAGGAAAAUCAUUGUUAUCUUUGGCUCGAUCUAGUGUUAGAACAACUUCGAGACGACCACUAACAUCAUUUUCCGCCGAUGCAAUGAAAAAACAAGAAUCAAAAAAAACCGAAAAAUCACCUUUAUCAUCAACUUAUACAUCGCAGAGUCAAAGUUCAUCCCUUCUGACAUUAGCGCAGAAGUCCUUAUCUCAAUCAACCAGUCGAGUACCUUUAUCAAGCCUUGCAUUAUCAAGUCGAGGGAAAUCUAUUACGUCAUCACAAACCACUUCUUCAAAAAAAGAUCAAGAAAAUUUAUUCCAGUCACAAGUCCAAGCCUUUAAUAAUUCCCUAAUCGCGCCACCAUCCAUUUUCGCCAUUGAGCUGUUUGCGGACCUUCAGCCUACAUGCCUCUUUUCUAAUAACCUUUCAUUUGAACUUUAUUCAGCAGAUUUAAAUGAGAAAAUUUUUUCUUUUAAAGAGCCAAGCCCUGGUGCUCUAAAAGGUACAUUAUCAGCUUCUCAAAAAUCCUUACGAAAGGAUGUGACCGAUGAAAUAAUAGAAGACAAAGAAGAUCUGGGGUUACGAAUCGAUAUGGAUGCUCUUCAAUUGGUUGAUCCAAUAGAGUCAUCGAAAGUAUCAUCCGAGGUCACUACUACUGUCGCGAACAAAGAGUCUUCAGCGCCUCGAUUACAACCUAAUAAUUUACCUAGAGCUUCUAAGGCAAAUUCUAAUAAGUCGACAAAACGCAUUGAUAUUGUCACUGAAUAUAAGAAACGUACUGCUGAAAAAUUGCCCUUAAAUUUGGUGGUCAUUGGUCACGUCGAUGCUGGGAAGAGUACUCUUAUGGGUCACUUACUAUACUUACUUGGGGAAGUUAAUGAGAAAACUAUGAAGGGUUAUGAAAGAGAAUCCUCAAGAAUUGGAAAAUCAUCUUUUUCUUAUGCAUGGGUUCUUGACGAAACUGAUGAGGAGCGCAGAAGGGGUAUAACUAUGGAUAUUGCCAUCACUAAAUUUGAGACAGAAAAUCGGCGGUUCACUUUAUUGGAUGCUCCUGGACAUAAGGAUUUUAUACCUAAUAUGAUUUCAGGAGCAGCUCAAGCAGACGUUGCUAUUCUUGUGGUCGACGCUACAACCGGAGAGUUUGAAGCAGGAUUUGAGGCAAAUGGUCAAACGAAGGAACAUGCCUUAUUAGUUAGGAGUUUGGGAGUACAACAACUCGUUGUGGCUAUUAAUAAAUUAGAUGUGGUUGGUUGGUCGCGAGCCCGAUACGACGAAAUAGUAACCAAAUUGAGCAACUUUUUAAGUUCAACUAAUUUCAAAAAAGAUAAGGUUUUUUACGUUCCGUGCAGCGGAUUAACUGGUGAAAACUUAGUAGAAAGAUCGCCUAACACUUUAGACUGGUAUGACGGAAAAACGUUGGUCCAGCAAAUAGAUCUUUUUGAACCUCCUGUACGUCUUCUAGAGAAACCAUUUAGACUUUCCGUUUCCGACUUUUUUAAAGGAGGUAUGGGAAACUCUAGUGGUGUUAUGGUAGCUGGUAGAAUAGAAGGAGGUUCAAUUCAGGUUGGAGAUGAAAUAAUGGUGGUUCCAGGAUAUGAAAGAAGUGUGGUAAAAG
Acaulospora morrowiae is the source of this 2256-nucleotide messenger RNA. Lineage: Eukaryota; Fungi; Glomeromycota; Glomeromycetes; Diversisporales; Acaulosporaceae. The record is from the annotation of a GenBank genome assembly.